This is a messenger RNA of Plasmodium knowlesi strain H, 1974 nucleotides long. RefSeq names its product exonuclease, putative. The coding region runs from base 1 to 1974 and encodes 657 amino acids. The transcript has 7 exons. The record is from RefSeq and is a predicted model, not a curated record. Gene Ontology annotation, biological process: nuclear-transcribed mRNA catabolic process. Gene Ontology annotation, cellular component: nucleus. Gene Ontology annotation, molecular function: 5'-3' RNA exonuclease activity; RNA binding. Lineage: Eukaryota; Apicomplexa; Aconoidasida; Haemosporida; Plasmodiidae.
AUGCGUGUAUCAUUUUGGCGAGCAUGUUCAGUGGCUUGUUCAUUGAUAUGUUUCAUGUGGUUAAUGGCAAGCGGGGCAAAGAGGAAGGAACAGUAUUUCAUUGGGUCAUCGAAGAACAUGGUGAAAAGUGUAAGACAUGGAAAAUAUAAGUAUGUAGGUAAAAGAAAGGGACAACGAAUUUUUGGAAUUCCAAGAAUGUACAAAUGGCUGACAUCCUAUUACCCUACAGUUAGGGAGGAGCUAAUGACAAAUGAUGGACAGAAGGAAGUGGAUAUUUUUUAUGUAGACAUGAAUGGAGUAAUACAUCAUUGCACACAUGCAAACAAGGAGACUCUACCUGUGCAUGAUGAGCACGAGCUUCUAUCAAAUAUUUUGAAGUACCUGAAGAAUCUGUUUCAUUUAGUGAAACCAAGGAAGUUAGUUUAUGUCGGGGUGGACGGGGUGUCUCCAAAGGCAAAGAUGAAUCAACAGAGGAAGAGGCGCUUCCUCAGUUUGUUCAAAGUUAGUGAUAAUUCUAACGGGACUAACUUGUUCAACCCUAACUGUAUCACGACCGGUACAGACUUCAUGUACAAGAUUAACCUCUCCCUGAACAAGUGGUUCCAGAUUUUGAAGAAGAAGGAAAUUUUUCCCUUCGACGUGAUUUUCUCCGGCUCCGAUGUGCCCGGGGAGGGUGAGCACAAAAUUCUCAAGUUCAUUCGGGAGAACUGCAAGCGCGACGUCGCCUUCCGAAAUUACAGUCAUUGCAUCUAUGGACUGGACGCAGAUCUCAUCAUGCUAUCACUCGUUACGCACCUUAACAACAUCUUCAUUCUGAGGGACAAGUACAAAAUGACCAACGACUCGCAGGUCACGCUCUUGGAGAAUUUUGAGAAGGCGCAGCGGGAUUUCGAUCAGGCGAAGGAGUCGCAAAAUACCUAUCAGGGGGGCGACAUGGACAAAACCAAUGAGCGUGACAACGUGGACAAUACGAAUGAGGCGGAUUCCAGUUUGGAUUCCGCUCUCCCCCCCGCGCAGAGAAACCCCUUCUGCAGAAUCCACCACUACACACAGGAUUACUACGUGAACUGCGAACCACUGAACAGUUACGAUUUUGAAAUAUUGGAUGUGUACAAAUUACGCAAUUCUAUAAGAACCCAAAUAGCAACCUACAUAAAUAAGUUGAAAAAAGAAAAAAAUGUCAUCUUCAACAUUAGUCGUGUAGUGGACGAUAUAGUUUUCCUCUCCUUCUUGGUAGGGAAUGACUUCCUCCCACAGAUCCCACAUAUCGACAUUAAUGAAGGCUCCAUGAAUGAAAUUCUUAAUGCCUAUAUAUACUACAUAUACAGAUACAACAAUUAUAUUACCCUUAAGGAUAAGGUUCACAUACAGAGACUUAAAAUUAUUUUGAAAAUUUUAAGCGCUCAAGAAUUUUCUUAUUUUUUAAAAAGAGGAAAUGAAGAAAAUAUUCUUGAGUUCACUGAUGAACGCAGAUAUAAGAGUUACUACUAUCUGCAGAAGUUCGGAGUCGAGGAUCCGAAACAGAUCCAACACAUUGUGAAGAAGUACAUCGAGGGUCUUUUCUGGAAUCUGCACUACUACCACUUUGGCUGUGCCAGUUGGUGUUGGGAGUACCCCUACCACUACGCGCCCUUGUGCAGCGAUUUAUUAUCCUUUGAGAAAUCCGAUUUUUUUUUCGAAAAGGGAAAGCCCUACUCGGCGUACACGCACCUCAUCAGCGUUCUUCCGCAGAAGGACAACAACCUCCUUCCCGAGGCGUACAAGAAUAUCUACUCCGAAGACGAGGUGAAGUCCUUCUUCCCAGAGAACGUUCGAAUCGAUCCCAAUGGAAAAAAAGAAACUUGGGAGUACAUCGUACACCUCCCCUUCAUAAACUGCAACACGAUAAACAAGAUAAUUACGGAGCGCAGUAAAAAGAUUUCGAAGCUCAAAUACAAGUUGAGAGAACUCACUGGACGGGAGCACAGAUACUAA